AUGGUUCGUACCCGGAUUGUCUGUAUUUCAGAUACACAUGGCUAUGGACCGCCAGAUGGUGCUUUCAAACUGCCGAAAGGCGACGUCUUGGUCCAUGCUGGAGACCUUUCGAAUCAAGGAACUCUAAGCGAACUACGAAAAACAGCUGAAUGGAUUGAGCGCGCGGAUUUCGAAGUGAAAAUCGGACACGCUAAUAUGAUUUCGAACAUGUCUGAAGGUAACCACGACAUCACCCUCGACGGUAAUUUCUACAAGCGACACUGGCAGUCGUUUCACAACCAAAGACGGGAGUCGGCAGACGAUUGUCAGGCUCUAUUCACCAAAUCUUCCAUCGUUUACUUGAACCAUGAAUCCGCCGUUAUCCGACUAUCUAAUCCGGGUGGCCCUCAAUCAAUAUUCAAAAUAUUUGGAUCUCCGUACACCCCUUACUGCGGGAAAUGGGCGUUUAGUUACACUUCCGAAGAAGCUUGUGGCAUCUGGGAUAAGAUACCGCUAGAUACCGAUAUCGUUUUGACUCACACCCCGCCGCGGUCCCACUGCGAUGAGAAUAGACACGGCUCGCUCGGUUGCGAGCAUCUGCGUCAAGCGCUGUGGAGGGUGCGACCACGAUUAGCUAUCUGUGGACAUGUCCAUGAAGGACGAGGGUACGACAGGGUUCUGUGGGAUAUCGCACUCCAGAGUGGUGAAAGAUUCAAAGAGCUGAGUUCGGUUCGCGGAGAACUACCUCCACUCAACAGCAAAAAGCAAUGCCUGAUCGAUCUCACGGGGAAAACACAGCCUCGUCUUCGAAAUGAUGGUCCUUUGGGAUCGUCAUCUCCGACGCUGCGGGCAAAUGAUGAAUCGCAAGUGGCAAAAGGUGCCGGGACUAUACCGGGAAGGAACGAGACGUGUAUUGUCAACGCCGCGAUUAUGGCAACGAGCUGGCCGCACCGGGGUGGUAAGAAGUUCAAUAGCCCCCUGGUCGUGGACCUGGACCUACCAGUAGCUGGAUAG
Histoplasma capsulatum G186AR is the source of this 993-nucleotide messenger RNA. RefSeq names its product serine/threonine phosphatase. The transcript is spliced from 2 exons. The record is from RefSeq and is a predicted model, not a curated record. Gene Ontology annotation, molecular function: hydrolase activity. The coding region runs from base 1 to 993 and encodes 330 amino acids. NCBI's taxonomy places the organism in Eukaryota, Fungi, Ascomycota, Eurotiomycetes, Onygenales, Ajellomycetaceae.